This is a messenger RNA of Rhopilema esculentum, 6325 nucleotides long. NCBI's taxonomy places the organism in Eukaryota, Metazoa, Cnidaria, Scyphozoa, Rhizostomeae, Rhizostomatidae. The record is from RefSeq and is a predicted model, not a curated record.
CAGACAUGCCUUUGUUGAGCUGCAGGUAUCGUAUUGUAAUCAGGUCUUAAACUUUAAACAGGUCACCGUUUUGCACGAGGCUUGCAUGACGGUAGUUAGUUGCACCUGCUAUUAAGACGACGUAAGACAGUUUUACCAUAAAAGCGCUACUCAUUAUAAUUCACAAAGCUCGAUGAUUACGACUUGCUCGUGAUCACAUAUCAUAUUCACAUAGCUCGUUUUGAUUCUCACACUCUCUCGUGAUUAUUACAGUUCAGUUUCUUUCCCUCUGGUUCAUAUAGCUAGAAAACAUAGUUCUAGCCAAGAAUAUCUGAAAAUGCCAAAUACUGUCAACUGCUUCAGAACCAGAAUUGUUUUAAUGUAUGUGAAAUCUAUCCCUUUUUUAUUCAAUUUGUUGAAACUGAAUGAAGUUAAAAUGAAUGAAUCGUUAUGAAGUUGAAAUAUGUCACUUUUAAUGAGUGGUGAAUGGCUUGGGUAAAUUGUGAAACAUGAUGAUCAUUGAUCUGUGAACCUGCAGAUUAUUGUUUUAAAUGUAUGAUAGGCAGGUGCCUCACCAAUCAUACCACUCAGUGGUACUGCACAUCAUUGUCCGGCAUGGCUUGUCUUUUUCGUUUGGACUGACAAGGAAAGGACUGUAGUUGGCAUCAAAUGGAAAUUUCAAUUAACCUUGCACCGAGUGUGUGACAAUUUAGGACCACCUUCAUGCUACAGAGAGAGUUGCUACCAUCUUCAUGCUACAAAUGAGCUCUCGAAGGAUACGAAUUCUGACUCUUGUUGCUUUGGCAUGCUUUUUAAGCCUUUAUUUCCACAAGAUGGCAAACACACCAGUUCCUCUUUUUAUAAAAACACGAUUCUUUGAGCCACAGAAUGGAAGUCACAGUUCACCGUACAAAAGGUAUGGAGAGGAAACGCAAUUCUCAAGCAACAAUGCUUCUGAACUCUUCAAACUUGCAUCUAAAUGUCUCCUCAAAGCAAAACAAGAUAUUUCUGAGUAUUUGCACAAAACAAGCAACCUUCCAGGAGAUCAAUCCAAAUCAAGGCAAAUCCCGGACUGCAAUGAGCACUACCUUUUGAUCAUACUCGUCACGACAAGGCCUGGAAACUUUGCCAAUAGAGUGGCAAUUCGAUUGUCAUGGGGUAGGAUGGACUCAGCUAUCAACAGUUAUAUCAAAAAGAAUAACAUAGAUUAUAAAUGGAAGAGCAUUUUUUCUGUCGGCUUAGCCAAUUCUCCGAAUAUAGGCAAUCUUGUAGCACUUGAAAACGAGAGGUAUAAAGACAUGCUCAGACUUCCAUACAAAGAUACGUACAAGAAUCUACCAAAUAAAACAAUGAAUAGUUUAGAGUGGAUUGCAGAAAACUGCCAAGCAAAGUUCGUUUUGAAGACAGACGAUGACUGUUUUGUAAAUAUCUUUAAAGUUUUACCAUGGCUGCAAAAUCUGCCCUCACAUCAUCGCUAUAUUGGAAGAGUGAAUAAUGAAAUGCCAGUUAUUCGAGACCCGAAACACCGAAACUAUGUUUCAGUUGCAGAACACAAAGAUAACUACUACAAGCCGUAUUGUGCUGGCGGAGGUUAUAUUCUAAGAAGCUCUAUCAUAAGAAAUGUAACAACCAUGGGCAAAAAGAUAAAACAGAUAAUAAAUGAAGAUGCAUACAUGGGAAUGUUAACUAACGCUCUAGGAGUUUCUCCCAAGAAUGAAGAAAGAUUUCUACCCUACAUUUUUUUUGGACCACCUGUAAAAAAGUUACAUAUUUGUGACUGGAAAGAUCAAUUUCUCAUCCACAACGUUUUUGGUAAGAGACAGCUUAUAAUGCAUUAUAACAGCAUAGCAAUGAAGCAUUUUCAUUCCUUAUGUGAAAAAUUUUAAAUUGAGUUAAUUAGAUUUGUUCAUAGUUUUCAGUAAUUAAAAAUUUAUAUUUGAAAUCAGUUCAAUUUUUCUUCCAGUCUUUAUUUGGGAGUUGAAAAUUAGGCCCCUUCACUAGAUGCUUCAUUGAGAGGAACACCCUUCACAGCGACGAAAUUAUUCAAUAAAAGGGUUUUUAACUUUUUGAAAGAGAGAACAGCAAAAAGUGACCUAGGGGCAUUGCCUCUUCCUAGCAUACUAAUGUUCAGUUUUGUGUUUCCAAGAAAUCAAUACACUUGCACUUGUUGCAUUUCAAAAAUCAAAUGAUAAAUAUUUCCAGUAAGAUCCAGCCUCUUUAUCACCUCUUUUUUGGCCUGUUAAAUUGUCUUUUUUUAUCAAUUUCAAUUUUCUAUGAACUGGCAUUCUCCUUUUAUAGCCAACGGUACAAUCAGGGGUCUGGAAUAGAGUACCUCAGUCCAAGAAUAGAACUAAGGAGGCAAUAUAUGAUUUGGGUCUUUAUCAAAUACUUUUCUGCGUGUCAAACUGCCUUUAUAUUGAAAAUUCCAACUUUGUAUGACCUAGCGUUCUCUGUUUAUAGACAAUGGUACAAUUAGGGGCCUGGAUCAGAAUACCACAGUUUAAAAAUAGAAAUUAGGGGCAAAUUUUGAAUUGGGUCUAUAUCACAUCUUUUUUGGCCUGUGAAGCGGUCUUUUCAUUAUAAAUUUAAACUUUCUAUGACCUGGCGUUCUCCGUUUAUGACCAAAGGUACAAUUAGGGGUCUUGAGCGGAACACCCCUGUCUAAAAAUAGAACUUAGGGGCAAGAUAUGGGUCUAUAUCACAUGUUCUUCAACGUAUCAAACUGCCUUUAUACUGUGAAUUUCAACUUUCCAUAGCCUGGCGUUCUCCGUUUAUGGCUAGAGUAGCCCUGUCUAAAAAUAGAUCAUAAGGACAAGAUACUAUUUGGGUCUAUAUCACAUGUUGUUCAGCGUAUCAAACUUGGCAUUUUCUGAAAUUUAGGCGCUUGUAUCACAAUUUGCACAAUCUUGCUAUAUUUCUGCACUAAUCUCCUACACUAAAUCAAUGGUUAAACCUGUCCCGAGUGAUUAUAUUCUUAGACCUAAAUGGUGGCAUGACUGGAACAAACAGUCCGAGCAACUCAAACGCUGUUUUGACUCAUGCUUGAAGAUGGUACACUAGAUCUCUGAUUGUGAAGUGAUUAUUAGCUAAGUAAUAAACUCAUUAAAAGGAAAUAAAGGGAAUACAAUUGUACAUUCAAGAAUUGAAAAUCAAAAUCAUCGGCAUAUGCUUCUUGAAAUUGUUGAAUGCUUUCGUCAGCUUAUCACCCUUUGACACUUGUUGGCAAUCUGUUCUAUAUUGAAAUAGAUUGCAUCAUCUGGCUGGUUGAUUCGAGAUUUAUUUCUCAAAAUAAGGAUUUCCUUUUUCAGUCUUCUUAUGAAAUUAAAAUAGGAAAUAACAUGGUAGUUGCCUUGUAUCAGCAUAGUUCCAUUUGUUGCUGUAUGUAGCUUGUUUAAAUGGUUAUUUGUUCUUAUUCCUGAGUUUAGAUUUUGAAAAUGGCGUGUGAAACAGUCCAAUCCAUUUAUGGUUGCUGGCCGAGGUAUCAUAAUCUCGCUAUUAAUGUUUCAGGCACCGCGCACCAGUUUAAAAGUGGGAGGGGGCCGAAAAGGACGUGAUCGAAAAUGUUCUUAGACCACGCCUUUUGGAACGCCAGAGAAUGCUCCUCUUAGAAAGUACUUUCUUAUUUUUACUAAUCAUUUAUAAACAGCCUUAUUCAAAGAAGCUUUUAAUUACUAUCAACAUAAAUAUGAUACGCUUGAGGACAAUUGAACACCAAGCUAACCAAGAUAGAAAAUAUUAUUAAAGAAGAUAAAACACUGAAAAAAUUAACAAAAAAGGGUGUCCCAGUCAAAAAGAGCUGCUGCUUCACAUGGCCGGCAAAACGUAUUUGAAAGUGGAGGGACCAAUACGAAAUUUCUGAAAGGGUUUAGCAAAAGCCACAACCAUGUUUGGCGGCAAGAAAAAGUUUGGAAAUAUGAAAUCUUGAGGAUGACCAAAAAGCUAUAUCUGAAAUGGAUUUUGACUGAAGGAAGGUCCAAAGCAAUAUUUUCAAGCUUUUUUUAAUCAAAAUGUCCGAUACUUCUGUCAAUUGUGCUGUUGACAUGAAAAUAGAAAAGUUCUUGCAAAGUUUUAAAACAGCCUUUUAGAUAUAGCUCGUAAUGAAAUAUUUUUUGGACUUAGAAAGUAGCUAAAAACAUUUUCACUGAAAAAUCAACAACAUUGAAAAACCUAGUAUUUUUACGGUCCGAUGGUCAUCAACAAAUAAUCGAUUGAUCGUGUGAAAUCCGAAAUCUCGGUCGAUAGGUGGGGAUUUCUCGGCACAAGGCAAGCCUCUGCCUAGGGAUUUCUCGGCACAAGGCAAGCCUCUGCCUAGGAAUUUCUCGGCACAAGGCAAGCCUCUGCCUAGGGAUUUCUCGGCACAAGGCAAGCCUCUGCCUAGGGAUUUCUCGGCACAAGGCAAGCUUCUGCCUUGUCCAGAAUAGAAACCAUUCUUCUUUCACCCUUUCUCGUGACGACAAUCACGCGCUCGUUUAAAUCUUCCGAUAUCGGCCUCCAGACGACCCGCGUUCGCAGGCACUCGUACCCUUGCUCGCUUCAACUUUCUUCCCCUAAAUUCAGGUUCGCCGGAGCAAGGGGGCCACGGGGGCCACGGGGGCACAGGUCCCCCUGUUUGCAAAAAGUAUAAAUAAGUGCCCCAUUUCGAUGAAUAUAUUGCAUGUAUUUUUUCAAUGUCAGAUAUUCUGCCUAUAGAAAUUGAGUAAAAUAACAUAACUCUGGACGUUGUUGGAGAACCAUUCACUGGAAUUUCCUCAAAUUUUCACUUGGUCUUGAUGCAAAAAAACUCAAGCUCCUGUGAUGAAUAAUAUCAACUGCGAAGGAGACUGCUAUUUUUGCGAGAAAAUUUCCGUAGUAUGUCUUCAGCAACAAAUGCAUUUGUGAAAGGCCCGCAUCAAGUACCCGGCGUGCACAGUCGUCAGUUGGUCCAAUGUAUAUCGUGUGUGUUCCUGAAAGUAGUACUGGACCUCUAUCUCUGAUUCUGGGUUAAGUAAAAUGUACCCUAUUCUGUGCCUUUGCCAAAAUUGUGUAACCCUUUUCACUGAGAAUAUUUGAGCUUGAGCAGGAGUUUUUUAUACCAAUUCAUGUUAGAACCAUUCCUUUUCUUAAACUUAUGUCUAGGCAAGUAAAAAAAAGAGUUCACUAUAUUUGAUUUUAGCAACAAUCCCUUAUGGUUCUUAAUACAUAUUAACAAAAUCAGACAACAGUAAAACUAUAACGACAAUAUAUUGCUUACUUCACAACAUUGUGUUAAAGUUUUUAUGAAGACAUGAAGAAGUUGUGUCUCUGCAAUGAGUACAUGCUAGCAAAGACUAAAACAAAGACUUAAGUUUCUUAUCUAGGAUUAGAACAAUAUACAAGACUAGAUGCUAAAUUUGUUGUAGUUUCUUGAUGCCACCGAUUUACCUAAAAAAUUAUCUGUAACAUCAUAUCAGUAAAUUCCUGCCCUUUUGUGUUUUCUUUGACUGAUUGAAAAAGCAGAUUCUAUGUCCCAGAAUUCUAGCUUUCAGACCAUCCUUUCAUAGAUUUUUUCAGAAGUCAGAUGUAAUACGUUUGACCAACUGACUGAGCCCGCCGGGAUCAAGUUUAAGGAGAGUUGAAAGCUUGUUUCGUUCAUAAGACUGAUGAGAUAAACCUAAUCAAUUAUGCAAAUUACACUUUCUAUGGCAGCGAAGAAUGUGCCCGCACCUUCAGCCGAUUGCAUGAAGAUGACUUAAACUUAAAAUCAUGUGUUUAAGUGGCGAUGAAAAUGCACAAAUACCAAGGGAGACUAAAUUGUUUAAAUAUAUAAGUAAGAAAAUUAAAAUGAUUAUUCGAACUAGCUUUCGAUAAAUCAUAGAGACUGAAACUUUUCUUUGAAAGGGAGAGGGAUUGGAUUUGGCAUUGAAGUAUAUAGAGACUAAGAAUUCAAAAAUUCCAUUCAGUUCAUAUUUUGGGUUAGAUUCGUUGGUAUGUUGCAAUAAAUCUAAACAUUUGUCGAGUGUAAUUCGCCUGCAACAGGUAUGAAAGAAGGAUGUGUGCUUGCUUUUUCCCCGGGGCCAAAUCCAUUUACAAUUCAAAUUAUAAGGAAAAUAAGUACAGCGUAUUGUAAAUCAUACACGGAAGAAAGAUUUACACUCUCAAAAAACUUUGAAGCCCAUGAGAUGGGAAGAUAUACAAAUAGUUAUGAUCAUAGUCAAUAGAAAAACUAUUGUCAAUUUUUUCUAUUGACUAUGCUAUGAUCAAGAGUGCGUGGUCCCUAAAUGGAGUAAAUAGCCAUGUCUUCUUUCAGCAAAGAUAAUUCUCACUAUGUCCAACAUGUGUCAUUUUCUUAUAAAUUUCUGAAUUACCAUGAAAUCUGUACCAUUUUUGG